Molecule: messenger RNA, 3963 nt
Organism: Passer montanus (Eurasian tree sparrow)
Lineage: Eukaryota; Metazoa; Chordata; Aves; Passeriformes; Passeridae
Gene: ATP8B3
Product: ATPase phospholipid transporting 8B3
Exons: 28
Coding region: 152-3757 (1201 amino acids)
Biological process (GO): phospholipid translocation; Golgi organization
Cellular component (GO): plasma membrane
Molecular function (GO): magnesium ion binding; ATP hydrolysis activity; ATP binding
Source: RefSeq, a predicted model, not a curated record
GUGGCAGGACAGUGGCAGGACGGUGGCAGCACGGUGGCAGGACAGUGGCAGCACGGUGGCAGGACGGUGGCAGCAGUCCCGGGGGUGGCGGAGCCGCUGGAGCGCGGGGCUGUGCCCGGACAUCGGGGCAGGGCCUGGCAGCGGUGCCAGCAUGGCUGAGCAGGACCCGGCCACAGGCUGCCCACGAGGGAAGCAGCAGCUGCCAGCUUUCACCUGGGAGGUGAGGGCCAACGACCGCACCUACCACAGGCAGGCCAGGAAGAGAUUUGCCUUCUGCCUGAGCAAGAGGAAAUACUCGGGCAAUGCCAUCCGGACAGCCAAGUACAACGCGCUCACCUUCCUGCCCCUGAACCUCUACGAGCAGUUCCACCGCAUGGCCAACCUCUACUUCGUCUUCGUCAUCCUCCUCCAGACUUUCCCCGAGAUCUCCACGCUGCCCUGGUACACUCUGCUGUUCCCCCUGAGCUGCCUCCUCAUCAUCCGGGGGCUGCGAGACCUCAUCGAUGACAUUGGCCGUCACCGCAGUGACAGGAGCAUCAACAGCAGGCCCUGUGAGAUCCUGGCUGGCAGGAGGUUCUGCUGGCAGGAGUGGCGCGACAUCUGCGUCGGGGACAUCGUGCGGCUGCGCAAGGACAGCGUCGUCCCGGCUGACCUGCUCCUGCUGCGCAGCUCCGAGCCCAGCAGCCUGUGCUACGUGGAGACCGCUGACAUUGAUGGGGAAACCAACCUGAAGUUCAGACAGGCCCUUCUGGUCACCCACCAGGAGCUGCAGAGUGAGGAGAGCAUGGCUGCCUUUGAUGGGCGGGUGACGUGCGAGGAGCCCAACAGCCGCAUGCACGCCUUCACGGGCGCCCUGCGCUGGCGGGGCCGCAGCCACGGCCUGGACGGCGAGCGCAUCCUGCUGCGGGGCUGCCGCCUCCGCAACACCGCCCUCUGCUACGGCCUGGUGCUCUACGCAGGGUUUGAUUCCAAAAUCAUGAGGAACUCUGGGAAGAUCAAGAGGAAGAAAACCAAGCUGGACCACCUGAUGGACCGGCUGGUGAUCGUGAUCUUCCUGCUGCUGUUGGUGACAUCCCUGGGCCUCGCUGUGGCCUCUGGGUUCUGGGCCAGGACGUUCCAGGAGAAGCACAGUUACCUGGCUGUCCUCUACCAGCACACGAGCCCUGCCCAGCAGGCCUUCCUCAACUUCUGGGGCUUCACCAUCCUCCUGAGCAUCAUCAUCCCCAUGUCCAUGUACAUAACGUUCGAAUUCAUCUACCUGGUGAACAGCUGUUUCAUUAACUGGGACCUGGAGAUGUAUUAUGGUGCCAAGGACAUCCCAGCCGAGGCCAGGAGCACCAGCCUCAGCGACCAGCUGGGCCAGAUCCAGUACAUCUUCUCGGACAAGACAGGCACCCUGACCCAGAACAUCAUGAGCUUCAAGAAAUGCUGUGUCAACGGGACCAUCUACGGUCCAGGCACAGGCCAUGAGAACAAACAGCCACUGGGCUCGGGGCUGGGCCAGGAGCACCCCGGGGAGCAGAACUCGGAUGUUUGCGAUGUGACGCUGCUGGAAGCCGCCCAGAGGGACGAUGACCCCGUGCUGAGGGAGUUCCUGAGGCUGCUGGCCCUCUGCCACACCGUCAUGGUGGAGGACAGGGGCGACCAGCUGGUUUACCAGGCAGCCUCCCCAGAUGAGGAAGCGCUGGUGUUGGCAGCCAGAAACUUGGGCUACGUCUUCCUGGCCCGGACUCAGGACUCCAUCACCAUCAGGGAGCUGGGCAGGACCAGGACGUACGAGGUGCUGGCCAUGCUGGACUUCAACAGCGACCGCAAGAGGAUGUCUGUCCUGGUGCGAGACCCCCAGGGCACCAUCCGGCUCUACACCAAGGGCGCCGACACCGUCAUCCUGGAGAGGCUGCGGAGCCGAGGGCCCAAGGAGACCCUCACCGAGAGGGCUCUGGACCGCUUUGCAGAGGAGACGCUGAGGACGCUGUGCGUGGCCAGCAGGGAGGUGAGCGAGGCCGAGUUCCGCGCCUGGAGCCGCAGGCACCGCGAGGCCGCGGUGCUGCUGCACGGCCGUGCCCAGGAGCUGGACAGGCUCUACGAGGAGAUGGAGCAGAACCUGCAGCUGCUCGGGGCCACAGGCAUCGAGGACAAGCUGCAAGAAGGAGUCCCCGAGACCAUCCAGCUGCUGAAACUGGGCAACAUCAAAGUGUGGGUGCUGACAGGAGACAAACAAGAGACCGCGAUGAACAUCGGCUACGCCUGCAGGCUGCUGACAGACGACAUGGAGAUCCUGGAGGAGAAGGAGGUCAGCGAGAUCCUCCAGGCUUACUGGGAGAGCAACAACAACCUCAGUGGCCGUGGGGACGCCCCGUGCAGCCGCCGCCUCUCCCAGCAGCGCCCAGAGACUCCGUGCCACAAGAGAGCCAUCAUCAUCAGCGGGGACUUCCUGGACAACAUCCUGCACACAGGAGAGGUGCUGAAGGAGAAGAAGGGGUGGCCGUGGCGGUGGCUGUGCUGUGGCAGGGCUGAGGCCCUGCAGGACCAGGCAGGUCUGCUGGAGAAGGCCUUUGUGGACCUGGCCACCAGCUGCCAGGCCGUGAUCUGCUGCAGGGUGACCCCCAAGCAGAAAGCCCUGAUGGUGCAGCUGGUGAAGAAGCACAAGAAGGCUGUCACCUUGGCCAUCGGGGACGGGGCCAAUGAUGUCAACAUGAUCAAAACCGCAGACAUCGGGGUGGGCAUCAGCGGGCUGGAGGGGCUGCAGGCCGUGCAGUGCAGUGACUACGCCCUGGGCCAGUUCUCCUUCCUGCAGCGCCUGCUGCUGGUGCACGGCCGCUGGAACUACCUGCGCAUCUGCAAGUUCCUCCGCUGCUUCUUCUACAAGACCUUCGCCGGCCUCCUGGCCCAGGUGUGGUUCGCUUUCCACAGCGGAUUCACGGCCCAGCCUCUGUAUGAGGGCUGGUUCCUUGCACUCUACAAUAUUUUCUACACUGCCUACCCCGUGCUGUCCGUGGGCCUUUUCGAGCAGCAGGAUGUGAGUGCCAAGAAGAGCCUGGAGUUCCCUGAGCUCUACGUGGUCGGGCAGCAGGAUGAGCUCUUCAAUUACCGUGUUUUUGGUGUCACCCUCCUGCAUGGGGUGGGCACCUCCCUCAUCAGCUUCUACAUCACACUCUGGGCCUUUGAGGACCACGUUGGCACCAAGGUGGUGGGUGACUAUGAGUCCUUCUCUGUCACAGUGGCCCUGUCAGCGUUGCUGUCGGUCCUCGUGGAGAUUGUCCUGGACACUCAGUACUGGACAGUGCUGUCCUUCCUGAUGGUCACAGCCAGCCUGCUCCUCUUCUGCCUCUUCUCUUUCCUGACCCAAACGGUUGAUGCCUACAGGAUAGCCCCUGCCAUCUUCCGCUUCCCAGAUGCCAGCUGGAAUGCCCUGACUGACCCCUAUGUCCUGCUCGUGGUCCUGCUGUCCCUGGUGGUCAACACCCUGCCCUCGCUCACCGUCCACGCCGUCCGUGCCAUCCUGGGCAGAGCCACCACCCAGCAGAAGCUCCUGCUGCAGGCCAGGCGGGACGCGGAGCCCGCGGUGCAGCUGCGCUCGCACGUCCCCCGCGGCUCCCUCCGCCGCUCCAGCUACGCCUUCUCCCACCAGGAGGGCUACGCCGGCCUCAUCACCCGCGGGGACAGUCUGCGUGCCAGGGCCACCCACGGCACUGCCCCGCCUGCCCUGCGCCCCCGGGGCACCCCGGCUGCGCCCUCCUGCCAGGGGCCACCCUGACUCCUGUCUGGUGGCCUUGCAGAGGGGCUGGCCCAGCCGGGGGGGCUCCUGCUGCGGGCUCCGUGACCCCCACGCUGGGGGCAUGUGGCUUUGCAGAGCUGUGCAGCUGUGACAGCCACUGCCCGCUGCCACCAGGCUCCCUGCCCAGUGCCACCAGGGUCACUGACCAGUGCCACCAUGCUCCCUGACCAGUGCCACCAGGGUCA